AGUGGCCAGAAUUGUUCGACAGGUAGUGGCCAGAAUCGUUCGAUGCAUCGAGGAUCUAUGUGCCCUUAGUCGACAUUAACACGUGCGAGGACCACCUGCAGGCUCCAGCUCCUCUAUAAAUCCAUGGAGUGUCUGCAUAUUUUUCUAAGCAGCGGUUUGGCCAAGACCGGCAGUCUUGCUGAUCAUAAGACAACAAUGGCGUUCAACAUGACGUCCAUUAAGACAUCAUCUGAUGGAGCUUGGCAAGGUGAUAAUCCGCUGAGGUUUGCCUUCCCACUUCUCAUUGUUCAAACCACCUUAGUCCUCAGCAUCAGCCGCUUUCUCGCCUUCCUCCUCAAACCCUUCCAUCAACCCAGAGUCAUUGCCGAGAUUAUUGGUGGAAUUCUGCUCGGACCUUCAGCUCUGGGCCGAAAGAAAGAUUUCUUGCACCUUAUUUUUCCGCCGUGGAGCACUCCGAUACUGGAGUCGGUGGCAAGUGUUGGUCUUCUCUUCUUUUUAUUUCUUGUUGGUCUUGAACUCGAUUUAAGUUCCAUUCGCCGCAGCGGAAAAAGAGCUUUCGGGAUAGCACUUGCUGGAAUCUCCCUCCCCUUUAUCUUCGGAGUUGGAAUCACCUUCCUCCUUCGGAAAGCUGUUGAUGGAGAGGACAAAGUGGGCUUCAGUCAAUGCAUCUUGUUCAUUGGGGUCUCCCUCUCCAUCACUGCCUUUCCCGUACUCGCGCGCAUUUUAGCAGAACUCAAGCUACUAACAACCGACGUGGGCCAGACCGCCAUGGCCGCCGCCGCCUUCAACGACGUGGCCGCCUGGAUCUUGCUGGCCCUGGCCGUAGCCCUAGCAGGUAAUGGGGGAUCACAUAGCAGCCCAUUAGCUUCCAUAUGGAUCCUUAUUUCAGGCGUUGCUUUUGUGGCCUUCAUGCUAACCAUCAUUCGCCCAGCAAUGAAUUGGGUUGGUCGCCAGUGCUCGCGGAAGCACGAUUCCAUGGACGAAGCGUAUAUCUGUCUGACCUUAGCGGGAGUGAUGCUAUCCGGGUUUACGACAGACCUUAUAGGAAUACACGCCAUAUUUGGAGGGUUCGUGUUCGGAUUAACCAUUCCCAAAGGCGGAGAAUUUGCAGAGAGAUUGAUAAAAAGGAUAGAAGAUUUCGUUACAGGCUUGCUUCUGCCACUCUACUUCGCUUCAAGCGGAUUGAAGACGGACGUGGCGAAAAUACAGGGAGUGAAGGCGUGGGGCCUGUUGGCGUUGGUGAUAUCGACGGCGUGCGCGGGGAAGAUACUGGGGACGUUUGUAGUGGCAAUGCUGUGUAUGACGCCGGUGAGGGAAUCUUUGGUGUUGGGCGUUCUGAUGAAUACUAAAGGCCUGGUGGAGCUUAUAGUUCUCAAUAUUGGCAAAGAGAAGAAGGUACUCAACGAUGAGGUGUUUGCAAUUUUGGUGCUCAUGGCACUCUUCACCACCUUCAUGACAACUCCAGCAGUGAUGGCCAUUUACAAACCCAUCCGACGAAUAGCCACACAGGCUCAGCCUCAAAUACAGCGGGAAUCGAAUGUGACUGAAAACUCAUCACAGGACAAGCUUCGGAUCCUGGCUUGUGUGCAUGGUCCUGCAAAUGUACCCUCACUUAUCAGCCUCAUUGACUCCACUUGUAACGCUAACAAAUCCCCACUCAAGCUUUACGUGAUGCAUCUGAUGGAGCUCACUGAUCGCACCUCCUCCAUCCUUAUGGUUCAACGUGGCAGGAGGAAUGGAUUUCCAUUCAUCAAAGGCUUUCGGAGAGGAGAGUUGAAGGACCAAGUGGGUGCUGCAUUUGAGGCCUACGCUCAUUUCGGGAGAGUCACUGUUCGGCCAACCAAGGCCAUCUCGGCUUUGUCCACGAUGCAUGAGGACAUUUGCCAUGUGGCCAAAAAGAAACGGAUUGGAAUGAUCGUCUUGUCCUUCCACAAGCAGUGGAGAGGAGAGGGAGAGGAGGCGGUGGAGAAUGUGGGACAUGGAUGGAGAGGAGUGAAUCAAAGGGUACUCAAAAAUGCACCCUGCCCAGUGGGGGUGCUUGUGGACCGUGGAUUUGGUGGAGUUGAAAGGAGGGUGUGCAUAUUGUUCUUGGGCGGGCCAGAUGACCGCUACGCUUUGAAACUGGGCGGGAGUAUGGCUGAGCAUUCGGCAGUUAGAGUGACACUAGUGAGGUUGGUUGAAAAGGGUAAGAUUGACUCUAAUAGCAUCAGUUCCCAGGGACUGGCACAGGAUGGGUGUAUAGACGUAUGCUGUGCCUCCUCAACUACUCCUAUUUACUGUGGGAAGGAGAAGGAGCUGGAUGAGGCAACGGUUGCAGAAUUUAGGAGUAGGUGGGAAGGGUCAGCAAAGCACGUGGAGAAGGAGGUUGAGGCCACCAACGUGCUGCAAGAGGUGUUGUUGGCAAUAGGCCGGUGCAGGGAGUAUGAGCUGAUCGUAGUGGGUAAGGGUGGAUUUCCAUCAAAUAUGGUAGCAGUAGCACAACUGUCGGAUCACCAACCAGAGCAUGCAGAGUUGGGUCCCAUUGGAGACGUGUUGGCAUCUUCAGGACGAGGCAUCACGGCCUCUGUGCUCGUCGUUCAGCACCACUCCUUACCACAUGAACACCACCAACCACUGUUGAUGCCAAUCCAUGAUCACAUGGAUGAUACCAUCACGGCUGAGGAACCCACAGUCUGAUCUUAUUUAACAUGUGUGCAGCUGAAACUUCGUGUAUCCAAUCCAUUUGUCUUAAUUCCGUGAUAGCAGGUUUUGCUGCUUGCCAAAAAAAUUAAAAGAACAAAGAAUCAAGGAUUCUUGAUAAUUUUGGUAUUUCGUGAAA
This is a messenger RNA of Vitis riparia (riverbank grape), 2818 nucleotides long. Its product is annotated as cation/H(+) antiporter 20-like. Gene Ontology annotation, molecular function: antiporter activity. Gene Ontology annotation, biological process: regulation of pH; proton transmembrane transport. Bases 124 to 2676 code for a protein of 850 amino acids. NCBI's taxonomy places the organism in Eukaryota, Viridiplantae, Streptophyta, Magnoliopsida, Vitales, Vitaceae. The transcript is spliced from 4 exons. The record is from RefSeq and is a predicted model, not a curated record. Gene Ontology annotation, cellular component: membrane; endomembrane system.